AUGAAGCUGUUUGGAGACUUGUUUAGUGUUUCUUUCUUGUGUUUGUUUUUGGGAGUUUUAUCCGGAUCCUCUUCAGAAACGGAGAGGCAUCAAACUUUGAGUCUGGAGGGUAAAUGGAGCCUUUCAAACUCUAAUGAGUCUCUGUCUCUGCCUGCAGAUGUGCCUGGAUGUGUUCACUCAGCUCUGCAGCAGCAAGGAUACAUAAAGGACCCUUAUUACAGGUUCAAUGAUCUGUCUUAUCGGUGGAUUGCUCUCGAUAACUGGACGUACACGACCACGUUUACUGCGUCUGCCCAGCUGAGGGCCAAACAGGAAGUUCUUCUUGUCUUUGAUGGUGUCGACACUAUAGCUUCAAUCUGGCUCAAUGGGGUCGUCGUGGGCAACACAGACAACAUGUUUCGCCGAUAUGACUUUCCCGUCAGAGACUUGCUGAAGGACGGAGAUAACGUGCUGAAAGUUAGCUUCACGUCUCCUGUUCAUUAUGCGUCUGAACGGAGGAAAGCUCAUUCUGCAUACAGAGUUCCUCCUGAAUGUCCUCCAGAUGUUCAGAAAGGGGAAUGUCACGUCAACUUCAUCAGAAAAGAGCAGAGCUCGUUCAGUUGGGACUGGGGGCCUUCGUUUCCCACCAUGGGACUGUGGAAAGGAGUUCAACUGGAGGCGUUCGACGUGCUGCAUCUCAUCCAGAGUUCCUCUGUUGCUCUCUACAACGUCAGCGUCUCUCAGUGGAGAGUCCAGAUCGAGCUCCUCGUUGAUGCGGUUCAGACAACAAACGGGGAAGUCACGUUCUCCGUACCCGAGCUGGACUCAGAGCGGACGGUCCAGACACAGUUCCUCCCGGGAAAGACCAAGAACAUCUUCACCUUACACAUCAACACGAGCAACCAGGUGAAGCUGUGGUGGCCCAACGGACACGGUGAACAACCCUUUUACCGCUUCGCCGUCACCGUCAGACACUCUCAGGGCGGAUAUUUAAUACUGAACACAGAGUCCAAGGUGUAUUUCCGUACAGUGGAACUGGUCCAGGAGCCCGUUGUCGGGUCCCCGGGCCUGAGCUUUUAUUUCCGCAUCAAUGGAAAACCAGUUUUCCUCAAAGGCUCCAACUGGAUCCCGGCCCACUCCUUCCAGGACCAAGUCACCCCUGCCGUCUUAAAGAACUUGUUGCAGUCGGCGGUGGACGCUAAUAUGAACGCCCUCAGGGUUUGGGGAGGAGGAGUGUAUGAACAGGAUCUGUUCUACAGCCUCUGUGACGAGAUGGGAAUCAUGGUUUGGCAGGAUUUUAUGUUUGCCUGCGCUAUGUAUCCCACUGAGGACGACUUCAUACAAACAGUAAGAGAAGAAGUCAUUCAACAGGUUCGACGCCUGAAGUCUCACCCCUCCAUAAUAAUCUGGAGUGGAAACAAUGAAAAUGAAGCCGCUCUGGCGACAAACUGGUUCGACAUCCCGGUUUCCCAGAAGCCUAUGUAUGUGAAAGACUACGUGACGCUGUAUGUGAACAACAUACGGGCGAUCGUUCAAGAGGAGGACCAGAGUCGCCCCUUUCUUGUCUCCAGUCCGACAAACGGAGCUGAAUCGGAGCAGGAGGGUUGGGUGGCAGCGAACCCCUACGACCCUCAUUAUGGGGACACACACUUCUACAGCUACGUCCUCGACUGCUGGGAUUGGCGGACUUUCCCUCGGACCCGGUUUGCCUCUGAGUACGGCUUCCAGUCGUGGCCUUCCUUGUCCACUCUGUGGCCGGUUUCCAUCACAGAAGACUGUGACUACAGCAGUAACUUCACCUCCCAUCGUCAGCACCAUGCGGACGGGAACCAGCAGAUGUUACAGCAGGCUGCUUUACACUUCCACCUGCCGAACUCCACAUAUACAUGGAAAAGAUUCACAGACACUCUCUACCUCACUCAGGUCAUGCAGGCGCAGUGCGUCAAGGCUCAGACUGAGUUUUAUCGGCGGAGUCGGAGUGAGAUCAUCGAGGGCAAAGGUCAAACCAUGGGCGCUCUAUACUGGCAGCUCAAUGAUAUUUGGCAGGCUCCUUCCUGGUCAUCGAUAGAGUUUGGUGGGAGAUGGAAAAUGUUGCAUCAUUUCGCACAGAACUUCUUUGCGGCCGUCCUGCCCGUCGGUUUUGAGGAUGACGACACGCUCUUCAUCUACGCCGUGUCAGACCUGAGUCAUGACCUGAAGCUCAGGGCGGCGGUUUCGGUGUACUCGUGGAGUGAUCUGGAUCCUGUGUGCAAACUGAACUCAGACCUGCUUCUGGUACCAGGAGGCAGCGCAGUGGUCAUAUUCAAACAGCCAGUCGCCGCCCUGCUGGCAGGAUGCGGCAACUGCACCCGCUUCACCUGUCUGCUCACCUUCCACCUGGAGGAUAGCGAGGGCCAGCAGGGUCCAACCAACCAUCACUUCCUCUGCUCACUUAAAGACGCUCAGGGGCUCCGGAGACCACGCAUUAAAGCGAAGAUUCAGAAGGAUAAGACGGGAUACGCUGUCAACCUCCUCUCCUCCUCCGUGGCUCCUUUCGUCUGGCUCGAUGCUCGAGGCAUCCCGGGACGUUUCAGCUCCAACGGCUUCCUCAUGGUUUCUAGAAACAUGACGGUCAGUUUUAACGCGUGGCGUCCCAUCAGCUUCGAAGAACUCUUCACAUCCCUCACUGUCACGUCUUUAACGGACGUUUACUAACCUGAGUCCAACCGGCCUCCAUGUGGAGCUGCACCAAAGAGCAGCGGACGGACUGAAGUGGUCCUGUCCCGUGUCUUAGCAGGUAUUCAGUCCUCACAGUUUGAUCGUUGGCUGCAUUUUCGUCUCUAAAAGGGUUUGAGCCUUGUGUGAUUAUAAAGGCCAGGCUGAUAUUUAGAGACUUACGCUGGUGAAGCUGAAAGUUUGUGCCAGUUUUCUAAAUCUUUGAACUUGUUUUCUUGCCAAAUAAAUGAGAGUUUUUUUCUUCAGAGGGGAAAACUUUCUGAAAGACCAGUUAGACCAUCGUGUGGGACUGGAAAUGCCCAAAAGAAGGAAAAUUAUUUAAUUAAAUUGAUAAAGAAUGGCUGAAUUGAUGGAGCUUUUUUAUCCAAAGAAAAGUUUCAGUUUCUUGCAGAAAGGCAUUUUAACAUGUGGACAGGAGAAGCUG
Scomber japonicus (chub mackerel) is the source of this 3118-nucleotide messenger RNA. RefSeq names its product mannosidase, beta A, lysosomal (gene manba). The record is from RefSeq and is a predicted model, not a curated record. Gene Ontology annotation, molecular function: beta-mannosidase activity. Gene Ontology annotation, biological process: carbohydrate metabolic process; glycoprotein catabolic process. The transcript has 17 exons. Bases 1 to 2673 code for a protein of 890 amino acids. Lineage: Eukaryota; Metazoa; Chordata; Actinopteri; Scombriformes; Scombridae.